Molecule: messenger RNA, 1059 nt
Organism: Eriocheir sinensis (Chinese mitten crab)
Lineage: Eukaryota; Metazoa; Arthropoda; Malacostraca; Decapoda; Varunidae
Product: (3R)-3-hydroxyacyl-CoA dehydrogenase-like
Exons: 6
Coding region: 159-989 (276 amino acids)
Molecular function (GO): oxidoreductase activity, acting on the CH-OH group of donors, NAD or NADP as acceptor
Source: RefSeq, a predicted model, not a curated record
UCCGGCACAACAGCAGAUCAAGACCUUUUAACCACCGCAUAUUAGGACAAGCAUCUGCGAAAACUAUUAGAUUCAACAACUACCCCGGCAAAUCUGGUAAGCCCGGUGUACGCGACCUUUGCCACCUCGAGGGCUGAGGUGAUAAACGGGCCCAUGAGAUGGGCAGGGGAGUUAAUCAGAUCUUGGCCCAGUUAUCAGCUACACUUCCACCAGCCACGAUGUCCUCCGCCUACUCCUUCAACGGAAGAGUCGCUCUAGUUACAGGGGGCGGCAGCGGCAUCGGGCGGGCCGUGUGUCAGCUGCUGGCCAGGGACGGCGCCCGCGUGGUGGUGACGGACAUCAACCUGAAGGGGGCUGAAGAGACGCUCCAGCUGAUAUCAGGCUCAAGUCAGCACCUGGCGCUGCAGAUGGACGUUACACAGAAGGACGCCGUGGAGGCGGUAAUCGCGGCAGCCCGGGAAAAGCUCGGAGCCCCGCCCAGCCUCCUCGUGAACUCCGCGGGGAUCGCCAAACUGGAGCCAUUUUUGGAUGUGAAGCAGGACCGUCUUAAUGCCAUUAUCGACAUCAAUCUAAAGGGCACAUUCCUCGUGACUCAAGCCGUCACCAAGGCGUUGCUGGAGAAGGAGCAGGAGACUGAGGGAGAGACGGGCGCUGUGGUCAACAUAGCAAGCAUGUGUGGCAAGACGGGCCUAAAAUACGCGAGUCACUACGCGGCAUCAAAGGGCGCCGUUAUUUCACUAAGCAAAACUUGCGCUGCCGAGCUGGCCGGGAAGGGCAUCAGGGUGAACUGUGUAUUGCCUGGACUGAUCGCCACGCCCAUGAGUCAACUGAUCCCGGAGAAGUCAGUGCAGUCACAUAACAGCAAGAACCCUCUGGGAAGGCCUGGCAGGCCAGAGGAAGUGGCCGAGGUGGUGGUGUUCCUGCUGUCGGGGAGAAGCAGCUACAUGGUGGGCGCCUGCGUGGAGGUCUCAGGAGGGACAGACAUGUGAUAACCGUCGGCUGCAUGGGCCCGAGGCUGUGAUGAGACGGAGAUUGAUUGAAAUUAUAUCCAAUGAGAAA